Molecule: messenger RNA, 1686 nt
Organism: Phialemonium atrogriseum
Lineage: Eukaryota; Fungi; Ascomycota; Sordariomycetes; Cephalothecales; Cephalothecaceae
Product: zinc finger protein GLI2
Exons: 3
Coding region: 1-1686 (561 amino acids)
Source: RefSeq, a predicted model, not a curated record
AUGCUGUCCAAUCCGGGCAUGUUUUCUUCAUAUUGUCAAACAGAACCAGGCGCUGCCUGGGAUACGACAGUUGAAGGCACACAGAACUUCACUGAGUUUUCAGACCAUGGAGAUAUCUACAUUCCGGACCCUGAUGAUUAUGUUCCCUUUGGCCACAACACUCCGAGGCUGGACCAGACAAAUGCCGCGGAUGAAUUGCACAGCAAGUGGACAGCAGCUGCAGCCGCAGCGGAACUCAAGGCCGCCAAGGCGGAGCCCAUGCGCCGGAUGACCUCCCGGAGCUCUGUCGGCAGCCACAAGCACAGGACUCUCAAGGCGUCGUCGUCAAAGAAGAGCCGCCCAAGAGUGACUUCCACUCUGCCUGCGGCGCCUUCGCAUUAUGCAAGCCUUGAUGUCACAGGUAAUGCCACCCUCUUCGCGGAUGCUGCCCUUGGCAAUGGGCACAUGAUGGACCCGCAGCAAUACCUUGCUCAGGAUCUGGAUACCCUCUCUGUGUCUUCUCACAUGUCCGCCCAGGCUUUCAGCGCCGGGAUCAUGGGGCUGCCUUCCGAUGGCCUCCCCUACUCUGCUGAUAUGGGCUUCGCUGUUGCCCAGCACGUGAACCCUUCUGCCACCCAGAUCUUUGAUCCCCACAUGGCCGGUAACUCUCCGCGUUCGUGGGCUUCCCUGAGCUCCGGAUCACGCAUUUCUUCUCCUGGACUUCCCGAUGAUGCCUGGUCUGCGGGGGGUCACCAUGUGUCCUCCCCCACCGACACGCAUAGUUCCUCGCCUGACUUCCCUGAUCAGUCACCAAGGGUGAGCCGGAAAUCGGAUGCCUCCCAUGCCUCCGCCUCGCAGGAUCUCCAUGGAAAUGUCAUGACUGCCAUUUGCGACGAUUCCUUCUCUCUCCCACCUCCGUUCAACGCUCGCCGUCUCAGCGGCGAAGGUGAGUCUGCAAGGGACCACUAUCUCUACAAGAGCGCGGUGCCGCACACGGAUGGCCUGUUCCAUUGCCCAUGGGAGGGCACCACAAACUGCAACCACAAGCCCGAGAAACUCAAGUGCAACUACGAUAAAUUUGUGGAUUCCCAUCUGAAGCCAUACCGCUGCAAGGCCGAGUCGUGUGAAAAUGCCCGGUUCUCUUCCACUGCGUGUCUCCUCCGCCAUGAGCGUGAGGCCCACGCUAUGCACGGCCACGGGGACAAGCCCUAUCUGUGCACCUACGACGGGUGCGAGCGCGCCAUCCCCGGAUGCGGGUUCCCCCGCCAGUGGAACCUCAGGGACCACAUGAGGCGCGUCCACAACGACAGCUGCACGGCAACAGCCCAGCAGCAGCCCGCUGCCACCACUCCGCCCCCGCCUUCCGGAAACAGCUCUAAGGGUCGCAAGAGGAAGAAGGACAGCGCAGACGGCUCGUCCAGCCGCAAGGCCUCCGCCAAGGCCAGCCAGAGUGCGGAGCCGGCUGUUCCCAAGGUUGCCGAAGGGCCAUCCAACCCGGAGAUCAACCAGUGGCACAACUAUCGAAAGACGCUCCAGUCGCUCGUCCAGGGAUUCACCCAACCCGAGGAUCCCAAUGUCCUGCAGCAGAUCAAGGACGCCCAGGGGCACCUGACCGCCAUGGGCAGGAUCUCCCGCGAGGCCAUUUCGACCAACAAGGCAGACCUCCUCCAGGGAAACUACCGCCAGUCUUGGCACCAAUCGGGAUGA